Microthlaspi erraticum is the source of this 1317-nucleotide messenger RNA. The record is from the annotation of a GenBank genome assembly. Lineage: Eukaryota; Viridiplantae; Streptophyta; Magnoliopsida; Brassicales; Brassicaceae.
AUGAUGCUAUUCAGCACAUCACUAGCUGGACCAGCACUAGAUUGGGCGCAGCAUGAGCCACUUCUACAAUCGAAAUGUGCAAAGGAGCAUCUAUGCAACUUUGAGCAGCUUUGCCACGACUAUGGACUUGGAGACAACCCCAAGAAGAUACAACUUUUCCAACUAUCUCUAGCUGGACAAGCCAAGGAAUGGGCUAAGUUCAACGCCCAACAUGCUUUCAAGACUUGGAAUGGAUACAAAGGAGCUUUCCUCUACAGAUUUGCUAAAGGUCCUAUUUAUGUCCCACCACCACGCCCAAGCUAUUCACAACACCAUCCAUCAUCACCAGACAUAAACAAGACACCACUUUCCCAAGGGAGAGCUAUCAAGCUGCGCGCCAAACCAAGAUUGAAGAUAUGCUUCAAGAUCCUAUUCAAGCAAGUGAUCAAGCUUGAUGAAGACAUUAAGAAGUUAAGAGAGGAUCAUGAUCGAUCUUUGAACCUAGUUAAGCUUGAUGUUGCUUCCAAAUAUCAAGAGUUGCUGAACAAGAGCAUGAGAAUUGAAGAUACUAGCUAUGGCAAUAGCAAACAUCUUGGAUCAAUCUACAACCGCCUACAAGCCCUUGAAGGAUCAUCUCAUGCCAAUUACAAGAGAGAGAGGAGUCCAACACCCAACCACCCUCCCUUUUAUUGCAAUGCCAUCACAAGAAGAAGCACUACUCAAGUCCAUGAGGACAAUGAAGAAGAAGAAAGAGAGUAUGAGGAACAAUUGAAUGAUGAAGAUGAAGAGCAGAGCAUCGACAUCAAUGCUUCCCCAAAACAGAGCAUGGAUACACCUAGCCCUAAGACCCUCGUUUCUCACCAACACCAAGAAGUCAAGCUUCUACACUUCCAAGACUUGGAAGCAAUGCAAAGACCAUCACCAUCUACUGAAGAAGAAGAUACUUGGCAAUAUGAUCCCAUUGAUCCCAACAAGAUAAGCCCCAUGAAGCUUAAAGAGUUCAAUGCUAAGGUGAAAUCACUUCCAUUCUAUGUCACUUUUGAAGAAGCUUGGGAUAAACAUGGUCUAGUGGAGUUCUUUUUCACAACUAGUGAAAACAAAGAAGAGAUACACCAACUUUUCAGGAAGGCACGAUUUCCCAUUGCCCCUCAUGCAGUCAAUCAACCACCAUCACCACCAUCAUCACCACCACCCAAGUGGUAUGUCAAUUCCAUAUCAAGAGAGAAGCUUGCUGAGUUCAAUCAGUUUGUCCAAACUCUUCCAGCCAGCAUGUCUUCCAACAAGCUUGGCGCCACUACCCAUUCACCACCUUCUUCCACAACUGCAAGAGACACCUGA